AUGUCAGUGCACGUCAUUUUGGACACUUUCGAGUUGGGACCCGCCCCCACUGACAAGAGCAGAGGGAGGAGAGAGGAGACAGAGGAGAGGGAGGAGAGAGGAGUCAGAGGAGAGGGAGGAGAGAGGAGACAGAGCAGAGGGAGGAGAGAGGAGACAGAGCAGAGGGAGGAGAGAGGAGACAGAGGAGAGGGAGGAGAGAGGAGACAGAGCAGAGGGAGGAGAGAGGAGACAGAGCAGAGGGAGGAGAGAGGAGACAGAGCAGAGGGAGGAGAGAGGAGACAGAGGAGAGGGAGGAGAGAGGAGACAGAGCAGAGGGAGGAGAGAGGAGACAGAGCAGAGGGAGGAGAGAGGAGACAGAGAAGAGGAGACAGAGGAGAGGGAGGAGAGAGGAGACAGGAGACAGAGAAGAGGAGACAGAGAAGAGGGAGGAGAGAGGAGGGGCUGGACAUUGUCCACAGACUGUAUACAGAUGGACAAUGCUAA
Molecule: messenger RNA, 483 nt
Organism: Knipowitschia caucasica
Lineage: Eukaryota; Metazoa; Chordata; Actinopteri; Gobiiformes; Gobiidae
Source: the annotation of a GenBank genome assembly